Messenger RNA from Pteropus alecto (black flying fox), 3727 nucleotides. RefSeq names its product KIAA1586 ortholog. The record is from RefSeq and is a predicted model, not a curated record. Gene Ontology annotation, molecular function: SUMO ligase activity. Gene Ontology annotation, biological process: protein sumoylation. Lineage: Eukaryota; Metazoa; Chordata; Mammalia; Chiroptera; Pteropodidae.
CGGGACUGUGCCAAAGAGGUCCCGGAGGCUAGCGGGCCAAACCCGGCCGCUCCUCUCUAAGUAGCUUUGCACCUCUUUCUGCCCGCCGCGUCGGCGGCGUCGGCGCUCACAUAGAGGCGUGUCACAGCGGCGCGAAGCGGUGCUGGGCGGGAAAGGAGGUCUUGGCGGCGGCACGGACAGCAGCGACAGCGGCCGCUGCAGGGACAGCAGGCGCGGUGGUGCUGUCAAGCGGUCGAGGAAAUGGGAGACCCAGGGUCCGAGAUGGUAGAAUCUGUCUCUCCAGCUGGGCCUGAGGCAUCUGAGUCCACAGCGGAUGAAAAUGAAGAUGAUAUUCAGUUUGUUAGAGAAGGACCAUCAAGACCUGUUCUUGAAUAUAUUGAUCUGGUCUGUGGGGAUGAAGAGCCUACCACCUAUCAUAGUGAUAUUCUGUUCCCCAAAAUGCCAAAACGACAGGGUGAUUUUUUGCGUUUUUUAAAUGUGAAGAAGUUGAAAACAGACACAGAAAGUAAUAAUAGGAACAAAAAUCAUUGUGGAUUGCCUAAGUUGAAGGAAUCACAUUUCAAAUAUGUUGAAAAACCAGUCAUUGAAGAAAAGCCAUCAUGUUCAUCAAAGGAAGAAAUAGAUAACCUUGUGCUUCCAGAUUGUUGGAAUGAAAAACAGGCAUUUAUGUUCACAGAACAGUACAAAUGGCUUGAAAUAAAAGAAGGUAAAUUAGGAUGUAAGGAUUGUUCAACAGUUCGGCAUUUGGGAUCAAAAGCAGAAAAGCAUGUUCAUGUGUCCAAGGAAUGGAUUGCAUAUUUAGUAACCCCUAAUGGCAGUAAUAAAACUACUAGACAAGCUUCUCUGCGAAAAAAAAUUAAGGAACAUGAUAUUUCUAAAGCUCAUGGUAAAAUUCAGGAUUUGUUAAAGGAAUCAACUAAUGACUCAAUUUCUAACAUAGGGGAUAAACAAAAUAAUAAAAAUAUUGAUGCUACUGUAAAAGUUUUCAAUGUUGUUUACAGUUUAGUAAAACAUAACAGACCUUUAUCUGAUAUUGAGGGGGCAAUAGAAUUACAAGAGAAAAAUGGAGAGGUAAAUUGUUUAAAUACAAGAUACAGUGCAACAAGAAUAGCAGAACAUAUUGCAAAAGAAAUGAAGAUGAAGAUAUUUAAGAAUAUUAUAGAAGAAAAUGCCAAAAUCUGCGUCAUAAUUGAUGAGGCAUCUACAGUUUCAAAGAAAAGCACCCUAGUGAUUUAUCUCCAGUGCACAGCUCAGUCAGUACCUGCACCAGUUAUGUUAUUUGUUGCUUUAAAAGAAUUGGUGUCAACUACAGCAGAGUGUAUUGUCAGUACGUUAUUGAGUACUUUAAAUGAUUAUGGUUUUACUAAUGAAUAUUUGAAAGCAAAUUUAAUUGCAUUUUGUUCUGAUGGUGCUAAUACAAUGCUGGGAAGAAAAUCUGGAGUAGCUACAAAGAUGUUAGAAAAUUUUCCUGAAAUCAUUAUUUGGAACUGUUUAAACCAUCGAUUGCAAUUGUCACUUGAUGAUUCAAUAUCAGAAAUAAAACACGUUAAUCAUUUUAAAAUAUUUAUUGAUAAAAUUUAUUCCAUUUAUCAUCAGUCUAAUAAAAAUCAAAACAAGCUUUUAGAACCUGUAGCUAAAGAUCUUGAAAUUGAAAUUGUUAAAAUUGGCCGGGUAAUGGGACCAAGAUGGGCAGCAUGUAGUUUACAAGCUGCCACUGCAGUAUGGUGCGCAUAUCCUAUAUUAUAUCUGCAUUUUUCUCAUUCUUAUUCUGGUUUGGCAAAUAGAUUAGCUAAUAUUAAUUUCUUGCAAGACCUUGCUUUAAUGAUUGACAUUCUUGAAGAAUUUUCACUACUUUCUACUGCAUUACAGUCGAGAUCAACUAACAUUCAAAAAGCACAAAAAUUAAUCAAACGCACCAUAAGGGCAUUGGAAAAUUUAAAAAUUGGUACUGGAAAACAUGAGUCUCAAAUCGAAGGUCUGAUUAAGUCAGAUAAGUUUAAAGAUAUUCCAUUUAAUAAAAAUAAUAAAUUUAAAGCCCUUCCUAGGAAUUUGUUACUAGAAAAUAUAAUUCAACACAUGAACUUACGUCUUUUAUCUGACAGACAGUAUGAGGAAAGUAUUUUUAAUUAUUUUGAUUUGCUAGAACCUUCUACAUGGCCUUACGAAGAAAUAACUUCACCAUGGGUAGCUGGUGAAAAAAAGUUAUUUCAUCUAUGUGAACUGUUAAAAUAUGAAAUUGAUUUAAAAGAUUUUCGAGAAUUUGUAAGUAAUAACAUAAAAUCAAACAAUGUUUCAAUUCCUACAACCAUACAAAAAGCUAAAAAGAUAGUUGGCACUAUUGCAAUCAAUAGUGCCGAAGCUGAAAGAGGUUUCAAUUUAAUGAACAUAAUUUGUACAAGAGUAAGAAAUAGUUUAGCAGAUUGGGAUGCAAUUCCAUUUGUAAAAUCCUGGUCUAAUUGCAACCAUAGGUUGGCUACAGAUACAAGAGUUAGGCAAAAAUCAUCAAAAGCCUUUUAUGAGAAUCAGUUGGCUAUAUGGAACUUAAAAUAAAGAGUAUUUAUGCUUUUAUCAUUUGUAAGUAGUGUGCUAUACAUCUUUUAUACAUAUACAUAAAUUUUUUUUGAAAGCCAGCUGUUAAAUUUUUACCAGUUUGUUGCUACUUAAAAGACAUUCACCAAAAACAAAGUGGAUGUUUUUUUUAGGAGGGAUAGGUUUUUGGUGAUUAGCGCAUACCUGCUAGAGUUGACCAUAACACAUAUUUCAAGGAGUCCUGUACAGAAAAUCCAACCAUUUCCACUUUUGCUUUGUUUUAGUAAGGAGGCAAAAGAAUAACAUAAUCCAGAUAAAUUCUAAACCCUGGAAAUUACGUCAAAAGAAAUGGAAUAAAAACUGUAAGCCUUUUGACUCUUGUCUUUCUCAUUUCUGUAUCUGUUCUGCCUAAUAUAGUAACCACUAGCUACAUGUGACUAUUAAGCACUCAAAAUGAGUUCAGUAGGACUAAGAAAGUAAGUUUUUUAUUUAAAUAUAAAAAUGAAAACAGUGUAAAAUAUUUUUGUUUAACUUAACUUUUUUUUAGAAAUAUGUUUAACUUUGUUACCUUGUUUAAAACGUGAUUGUUGUAGUGUGCCUGUCAAACUCCUGUACCAUGUCUAGUGUUACAUAAAAACAUUACUGAUUGAGUUAGUGUUGACAGAUGGAUUCAAUGCAAAUUAUUUUUUUCUAUAAAUCAACAUAACAUGUUUAUCUAAACACUUUAUACAGACAACAGGAAGUAGUGAUAUUUAUGUAAAUUGUAAUUGGUAAUUGAAGUACUUAUUUUAAUUAUAAUUAAAUUAUUUUUCUAGUUUAGACAUGAAUAUGAACAAAUUUUAAAAUUUAAAAUGAAAGCAUACUGAAAAAGUCAACUGGAGAUGCAGAAACUAGUACUACAACUGGAACAGUAAACAGACUAGAAGAAGGUAUUACAGGUACCCGAAACAAAGAACCUUCAGUUCUAAAUCUAACAUUGGAUUUUGUUGGAGAAUCUACAGCCUCCCUGGCAGUGAGCACAAAGAAAUGUGCAGUGACAGAGACAUCUGUAACAUUGCUGGCUCUCCUGAUGGAGCAACAACCUUGCUAAAGAAGCAUUGGAUCCAACAAGAGAAAUUCUGGCAGCCAAAUAAGCAUGAACUAUGUUGUUUGGAAAUACACAUUUCCCCAUCCCAAAAUAAAAUUAGUAUAUGGAAAA